GGAUCGUGGUGUGGACGUCUACGGGAAGAAGGGGAACGCAGGCCCAGUCGGUCCCGGCUCUUUAGUAGUAGAGUAGAGCUCGACGACGGCAAUCAGUCUCGGUCUGCCAACCGGCCAACUCGGUUACUUGUGUGCGCGUGUCGUGUACGAUGAUCGUGUAAAUCGGGAUGCGGGCGCUGUUCUUCACGGUCGUUUGGCUUUUGGGCCAAAAUGCCCUAGCCGACGAUAAUUCGACGACGGGAUUGAGAUACGAUGCUCCCGACGACUGCCAGUGGUGGGUCAGGGAGCCGGACGAUGAGGUGUCGCUUUCCUGCACCCUUCGAACUAUCAAUUCCGAACUGGAUACGACCAACUUCAGCGUGAUACCCACUGAGCACACGAUCGCCCUCAGGAUCCGGUGCGAUCCGAUGCUCAUGUCGAGAAGCACUCUGGACGAAAAAAGCUUCUCUCACCUAGUCCGAUUGAGGGAGCUCGUUUUGGAAUACUGCAAAGUGACCAAACUGGUUCCAGGAGCCCUUUUUGGACUUGAAAAUCUGAGAAAUUUCACCCUGAGGACAUAUAAUACGGAUUGGUCCGCUUUCAGCCUCGAACUUAGUAGUAAUACAUUCGAAGACGUUAAACAACUCGAGAGGCUCGAUCUCGGUAUGAAUAACAUCUGGUCGUUUCCAGAGAAUAUUUUCUGCCCGAUGGCAAAUUUGAUUAGCUUGAACGUGAGUGGUAAUCGGUUACAAGAUAUAAGGGAACUCGGUUUUAGAGAAAAGACGCCUCCUCCUCAGCCUUUGAUUAGCAGUCAAGACGACGAAGCCGGCGAAAUCGAACCACAAAAACCACCGCCUAGCCCUUGUAAUAUGGAUAUUCAAAUUUUGGACGCGUCAGGUAAUCACUUUGUCAUGUUACCGAUGAACGGUUUCAGUUCGUUGAGAAGACUAAGAGAACUUUAUUUGCACGAUAACGAAGUGACGAUGGUCGCGGAAAGAGCCCUUACCGGUCUCAAGCAAUUAGUACGAUUCGAUUUGUCUAACAAUAAAGUCGUAGCCCUCCCGUCCGAACUGUUUAGGGAUACGUCUGAAUCGAUAAAAGAAAUUUAUUUACAAAACAAUUCCAUUAGUCUGCUGUCGCCGGGGUUGUUUUCCAACUUGAAUCAACUUUUGGAUUUGGACAUCUCUAGAAAUCAGCUGACGAGCGCUUGGAUUAACAGCGGAACGUUUUCCGGUCUGAUACGUCUCGUUCUUUUGAAUUUGUCCUAUAACAAAAUCACGAAACUCGAGCCGUCUUUAUUUCACGAUUUGUACACCUUGCAAAUAUUGAACUUGGAGCAUAAUUUAAUCGAAGCCGUUCCUCCAGACACUUUCAUCCCAAUGAAUAAUCUGCAUACAUUAGUUUUAUCGUACAAUAAGAUUACCUACCUCGAUGCUUAUUCGUUUAACGGCUUGUGCGUGCUAAGCCUCCUAUCUUUGGAUAAUAACGUUUUGGAAGAUAUGCACCACGCUGCAUUUAGAAAUUGCACAGGAUUAAGGGAUUUGAAUUUAAACGGUAACAAGUUGAAGACGGUGCCGAUUGCAUUGCGAAACAUGAGACUUCUGAGAACCGUGGAUUUGGGCGAGAACAAUAUCGCGAAUCUCGAUAAGCCCGGCUUCGUCGGUAUGAGCAACUUGUACGGGCUCCGCCUCAUCGGCAAUCAGAUUUCAAACAUAAGCAAGAGUACGUUCGCCGAUCUGCCGUCGCUUGAAAUAUUGAACCUAUCUCGAAAUAAAAUAGCAAAAAUACAAAGCGGUGCGUUUGAAAGCAACUCCAAGCUCCAGGCCGUGCGCCUAGACGCCAACUUGUUAUCCGAUAUUAACGGCUUGUUCUCCGAUAUCCCGAGCCUCCUGUGGCUCAAUAUUUCAGAUAACAGAUUAGAAAAGUUCGAUUACGCCUAUUUACCCCAAGGCCUCCAAUGGUUGGAUAUUCAUAAAAACGAGAUAACGGAACUCGGUAACCGUUACAACUUGGGGCCCGAACUCAAAAUACAAACUUUAGACGUGAGCUUCAACAAAUUGACCAAAGUGACGGCGGCUUCUAUUCCAGAUAGCGUCGAAUUGUUGUUUAUGAACGACAACCUUAUCACGACUGUCGAAAGUCAAACUUUUAUAAAGAAAACAAAUUUAUCACGGGUUGAUUUAUACGCGAAUCAGAUAGAAGAGAUGGAACUGAACGCUUUACAUUUAACUCCGGUCGAGGAGACCCGCCCCAUGCCAGAGUUUUAUAUAGGAGGCAACCCCUUCCAAUGCGAUUGUACAAUGGAAUGGCUUCAAAGGAUCAAUAACUUAGACCAUCUUCGACAGCAUCCAAGGGUCAUGGACUUGGACGGCAUAUAUUGCAAACUUUUGUACAGCAGGGACCGGCUUUACGUUCCCUUGGUAGAAGCGGACUCGUCGGUUUUCCUUUGCUCUUACAAAACUCAUUGUUUUGCCCUUUGCACUUGUUGCGAUUUUGACGCCUGCGACUGCGAAAUGACCUGCCCCCAAAAUUGUACCUGCUAUCACGAUCAGUCGUGGGCGGCCAACAUCGUCGACUGCUCCGCCAGCGGUUAUACACAAAUGCCUUCGAGCAUACCGAUGGACGCAACCGAGGUGUAUUUGGAUGGUAACAACUUUGGUGAGCUGACGAGCCAUUCUUUCAUAGGGAGAAAAAACUUGAAAGUGCUCUACGCCAAUCACUCCAACAUUGCAGCGAUCUACAAUCACACGUUCACUGGACUCAGAAGACUUACUGUUCUUCACCUCGAAGGCAACCGCAUCAAACAAUUACUCGGUUCAGAAUUGGCCAGUUUGAUCAAUUUGAGGGAACUCUAUCUUCAAGGAAACAUGAUUCAUUACAUAGAUAAUAGAACAUUCAUGAGUUUGACUUCUCUAGAAGUAUUAAGAUUAGAAGACAACGAACUUUACAAAUUUUCGGUUGCAGUAUUUUCGUCAAACCCCUACCUCGUAGAAAUUGGAUUGGCUGGAAAUCAAUGGUCCUGCGAUUGCAAAUACAUGCACGAAAUGAGUACAUGGGUUCGCGCUAAUUAUGCUAAAGUUAUCGAUUUCAAACACAUCGCUUGCGUAAUUGACAAUAGAACUCACAUGCUCGGGCCCACACUCAAAGAUUUCAAUUCCACUUGGUGUUCACUUUAUGCGGGUGGAUCGAGAGGGAUGGUCGACAGACAAGUGAUUCAAGAUUACCUUCCUUUACUACUACUGACUUUCGUCGCGUUUAUCUUGUGCAUCGGAAUGGUCUGCGGCCUUUUCGCCUACAGGCACGAGCUGAGAGUAUGGAUUUAUUCUAGAUGCGGUUUGCGGAUGUGCUACAAAACCAGUGGCUACGAAGAAGACCACGAUAGAUUGUUCGACGCCUACGUCAGUUAUUGCGUUAAAGACGAAGGCUUUGUCACACAGGUCCUUGCGCCAAAGUUAGAAUCACAAUUUAGACUUCUUCUCCACUACAGGGAUUUCAAUGUCAGCUCCUACGUAGCCGACACCAUCCUUGAAGCCGUCGAAUCGACAAAGCGGACGAUCGUCAUCCUAUCGAGGAAUUUCCUGAACUCGGAAUGGUGCCGUUUCGAGUUCAAAACCGCUCUCCACGAAGUACUCAAGGAUAGGCGUCGUCGUCUGAUCGUGGUCCUAGUCGGCGACCUGACACCAUCCGAAGUCGACGGAGAGCUCAGACUAUAUCUCAAGACAAGCACUUGCUUGCAGUGGGGGGAUUCCCUUUUCUGGCAAAAGUUAAGAUUCGCCAUGCCCGACCCAACGAGAGGACCGAGAGUCCGCGUUUACGCACCUCAGGAUGGACAGCCAAAAUUGGUCACAAAUUUCCUGCAACCUCAACCCCUUUGGGCAUAGCGACUAACAUACCACAGGUCUGUCCAGUGGAUUGGCCCGGAGCCGUAACUUUGGGAAUGUCUGUGAUAACGAUGACUCGACGUGCAUAGUUUUUAUUUUUUAAUUUUAUAACGAAUUUUUCCUUAUCUACGCCAUUAGAUAAUGCAUUUAAUUGUGGCCUUGCAUAUUAUUUGCCGUUGUUUAGCUGCAUGUAUGUAUGUUUUUUGUGUAGGUGAAAAUUCGUUUUAUGUUUAUGAAGCUAAUUUUUUUUAUUAUGCAUCUUUCCUAUCGAAUGACUAGUUCAGAGAUGUCCUCAAGCUUCUUUAAAAUAUUUUUGUAACACCUACUUUUUCAUGUUUUCGCGUGUUAAUGCGAUUUAUGUACUGUGCAGGGCUACAAUUCAUAAUUCUAGUCAUACUUAAUACUCCAAUUAUUUAUUAGAAAUUUUCUACGAAUUGUGUAUAUAUGAAAUAAAAAAUGUAUAUAUGUAAAU
Molecule: messenger RNA, 4332 nt
Organism: Cimex lectularius (bed bug)
Lineage: Eukaryota; Metazoa; Arthropoda; Insecta; Hemiptera; Cimicidae
Gene: Toll-6
Product: toll-like receptor 6
Exons: 2
Coding region: 168-3860 (1230 amino acids)
Biological process (GO): signal transduction
Molecular function (GO): protein binding
Source: RefSeq, a predicted model, not a curated record